AUGCAACUCGCGGCCCUGUUAACAUUACUGCUCAUUCGCGCCGCAUCGCUCGGUUUUAUUUUUGCCACAGGUGCGGAGGGGUGGCUGUGUAAAGGUUCCAGUUGCCACUGGGGCGAGUGGAGUCCAUGGUCAUCAUGUACAGCAACCUGUGGUGGUGGCUACAGACAGAGGGAACGGGUUAAUGAGGCACGAGGAUGUUUCACCUCGGGACGUUGUCUUUGUAACUCUAACGACUGUUUGGACUCCGAAUCUUGUGGCAAAACGUGUUUCAACAGCGGAACGUAUGUUGAAUACAGUACAAAUGAGACCUUCUGCAAUUGCAGGGAUGGGACCACUGGAACGUGUUGCGAAACAAUUGUUACAUGUGGACGGCCUAGUGAGAUUUCCUACGGGAGUUUUACCGGGAGCAACUUCGAGUACGGAAGCCAUGUUGAGUACAGGUGUUACCAAGGAUACAACAUGACCGAACAGACCUCGGCAAAACGCACAUGCACGAACUAUGGAGUUUGGUCAGGAGAACUGCCACAGUGUUUGUUUGUUACAUGUGGACGGCCUAGUGAGAUUUCCUACGGGAAUUUUACCGGGAGCAACUUCGAGUACGGAAGCCAUGUUGAGUACAGGUGUUACCAAGGAUACAACAUGACCGAACAGACCUCGGCAAAACGCACAUGCACGAACUAUGGAGUUUGGUCAGGAGAACUGCCACAGUGUUUGUAUGCAGAGUCAUGUAGUAGGACCCCCUGUCAAAACAACAGCACCUGUGUAAACAUGCUUGGUGACUAUGAAUGCAUUUGUGAAACCGGGUGGACUGGAAAGAACUGCGAAAUAGAUAUACAACCCCCUGUAAUGCAGGGUUGCGAAGCCGAUCGAGAAGUGUUCGUGUCAAAUAUGACAAGCGUUCAAACAUGGGGAGUCCCAGUCUUUCUUGAUCCGCAUGGAUUUGAAGUUGUUGUCACCAGCAACUACCGGAGCAACUCCUUCGAGUUUCCAUGGGGUGUGCACACAGUGCAGUAUGCGGCUGUGAAAUCUUCGAAUGGUUUGACGGCUGAAUGCACUUUCAAUAUCCGCAUCAAACCUCACCCUUGCAAACAACUGCCCUCGAUUUCCAACGGUGUCUUAGUAUGCAAUGGCUGGGAAACAGAAUACACGAACAUCUGCAAGUAUUAUUGCCUCACUAACUACACUUACCCAGUCGGACUAUCGAAAGACACAGCGUUUGUUUGCGGGGCCAGUGGAAACUGGCUUCCUUUUGCGACAGUUGGCAGUUGCAUUCUUUCAGAUAUUGCCUUUGAAAACAACGGGCAUACCUUUGAGGGCUGCCACAACGAGACGGACACAUAUAAUAUAGGGACCACCUAUAUAACCGAACUGAAUAACACGGCAUUCUAUUCUCUUUGUCAGAACUAUCCGGAAAAGUGUUUGCCAAAAAACGUGAAUAUUGUAUGUUGAACACUAUGCGGAGUUUGUCACAAUCGGAAAUGUGUCAGAAUAUUGUAUUAUGUCGCAUAAAAGAUCAUAUCUCACCUCCUACAAAAAUGACCUAAUCCUAUUGGCUCAGAACGGUAACGUGUCUAUGGUGUAUAUCCAUAUACCCCGAGUAAUUUCCAUACUUCCCGAGUAAUCGAGUAGUCGGUUGAGAUAUAAUCGUUACACAGUAAUUAACUGAUGGUGUAUGGGAUAUACAUCCUCAGUACUUUGUAUAUCCCAUACACCAUCAGUUACUAACAGUGUAUCAAAUAAUAUCUGACAAAUUAUCUUUAUGAGUAAUCAAUUGAUGCUUUGAACAUUUGUUUUAAUGAAUACUUUGUUUGCUGUGUUUGCUGUAAAUAAAGCAAAUUUAUUUUAUGCAUGAGUUGUAUGACUUAAUAUGCUUAAACGUUAAACGCAGCAUACGUUAUUAAAAAUGACCGCUGUGCUUAAUUGAUUGUAUUUAGGAAUAAUUAGACAUACACGAGUAUAGAUUGAGAAGUUCAAAAGACAUAAACCAAGCUCGCACCAAAAGAGUACAUCUUGAAAGGGAAUGAGCAAUUACACGACAAAACCUGUAUAAGUGACCAAA
Dreissena polymorpha is the source of this 2059-nucleotide messenger RNA. Its product is annotated as sushi, von Willebrand factor type A, EGF and pentraxin domain-containing protein 1-like. The record is from RefSeq and is a predicted model, not a curated record. NCBI's taxonomy places the organism in Eukaryota, Metazoa, Mollusca, Bivalvia, Myida, Dreissenidae. Gene Ontology annotation, molecular function: calcium ion binding. Bases 1 to 1449 code for a protein of 482 amino acids. The transcript has 7 exons.